This is a messenger RNA of Ectocarpus sp. CCAP 1310/34, 2891 nucleotides long. The record is from the annotation of a GenBank genome assembly. NCBI's taxonomy places the organism in Eukaryota, Phaeophyceae, Ectocarpales, Ectocarpaceae.
UCGAUCGAGCGCGUCGGUUUAGCCGAGCGCGCGUCAUCGUGCCCCCCUCCCCCUCCUCACUUCACAACCACACCCACCUCGACAAACACAACAUCCACCUACCACCCACCACCCACCACCCAAACAACUGAAUCAAGAGAGGACAAACACACUUGCUCUUCAUUCAAGUUCUUCGAGUUCUUCUGAUUCAGAAACAACUACAUUCUUCUCAAGACCUUAAGUACUGCAGAAUCAUGGGACCGUUCAACAGCCAAACCGUAGCGGAUGGGGGCGGAGUGGAAACUGGAACCGCGGAGGUGACGUGCAGUAUUCCGGUCUGCCCUGCCCUUUCCGUCCUCCAGACGUCGAUGCUGUCAGUUCAGCGCACUACCACUCCUCGCGAGAAGCAGGACAAGUCGAAGCUGGUCUUCGGGCAGACGUUCACGGACCACAUGCUGCACCUCGACUGGGACAGUGACGGCGGCUGGCAAGCCCCCAGGAUCCUGCCGUACGGGGACCUGCGCAUAAGCCCGGCCGCCUCGUCCCUGCACUACGGCUUGCAGUGCUACGAGGGCAUGAAGGCCUACCGUGAUGCGGACGGCGGCGUGCGGCUCUUCCGGCCCGACCUCAACAUGAUCCGCCUCAACAGGUCCAUGGACCGUUUGUGCUUUCCUCAGGUGGAUGAGGCGAGCAUGAUCGAGCUCAUCAGCAAGCUCGUAGUUGAGGACGCGGACUGGAUACCAGAGGGCGAUGGUUACUCGCUCUACAUUCGCCCGACAGCCAUCAGCACCCACCCGUACCUGGGGCUCGCUGCACCGGAGAAGGUCAAGAUCUACGUCGUCCUGUCUCCUGUCGGCCCCUACUACAAGGAGGGGUUCAAGCCGGUCAAGCUCUACGCCGACACCGAGCAGAGGCGGGCGUGGCCCGGCGGCAUGGGUUUCGCCAAGGCCGGCGGCAACUACGCCCCCACCGUAAAGCCGGGCCUGAAGGCCAAGAAGGAGCACGGCUGCGCACAGAUCCUCUGGCUGUUCGGCGAGGAGGACUACGUGCAAGAGGUCAGCGCGAUGAACAUAUUCUUCCUCGUCAAGAAGGAGGACGGCGAAGGGGUGGAGCUCGUGACGCCCCCUCUUGACGCCGGGGACAUCCUCGAAGGCAUCACGAGAAGGUCGGUGCUAGAGCUGGCAAGGGAGUGGCGAGAGCUGGAAGGCGGCGUCCCUCUCGAGGUCAGCGAGAGGCCUCUCGCUAUGGGAGAGGUCGUCAAGGCAUCCCGGGAGGGCCGGCUUCUGGAGGUGUUUGGCACGGGUACGGCAGCUGUCAUCUCCCCGGUCGAAGCCAUCAAGUACCGGGGCAUGGAAAUCGAGGUGCCCAGCGGCACCAGCAUCGGCCCGCUCGCGGAACGCUUCUGGGGGGCCCUGACCGACAUCCAGUACGGCAGGGUGGAACACCCCUGGUCCGUGCGAAUCGCAUGAAGACCAUCUCUACCACGGUAGCAUCUUCUCUUGAUACAGAGUUCCGAGUACGCGUGUUGGCACUGCAUUUCGCACCCCGCGAUACAAGAAUAGCAAGCAAGGAGGAGGGUCGCUUGAAAGGGAUAGACACGGUCUGUCAUCCUGCAGCUCAUCACAUGUCUGUGGAGAGUUGUUAGGCGGCGACUUUCGAGAACAGGAACACGAAGAAGAAAUCAAGUCGAGAGAAAGAAGGAAAGAGUUGAACAUAUGUUCAACCGUUGACCCCGUCCAGCUGGGCAAAAAUCAACGCCAUUUGAUCAUUCUUAUAUACACGUAUUUGUACUUUGGCGAGUUUGGACAAUUCUCCCCUUGGAUGUGCUGGAAUCAUCGCUUGUGAGUGUAUGUGUGUCAAAUGUUUUUUUUUGUCGUUGAUGAAACUUGGUAUGCCGAUGUCCUUCGACAGUGAGCAGUGGUGCUCUGGCGUUUGUGGUGGUAUAGUAUUUGGAGGUGGCCGUUUGAUGGUGCUGGAAGCUUGCUUGUGAGCUGUGUUUUUAACAAACGAGAUUCUCGUUCUUUGAUGUCACUAUUCUUGUGGCAAUGUGCUUGCGCUUGACGUGUUCAGUGGUGUAUUAGUGUAUGUGAUUUCAUAGUAUCUUGACGAAGCCGGUGUCUAGGUGUCAUUUUUUAUUCAUUGAUGUCAUUUCGUGUGGCACAUGCCCCUCGGCAGUGCAGUGUGGUGGAACAGCAUUUGGAGGUAGCCGUGUGACGGUACGUUACCAUGUAUAUUUGGCGUUGUCAGAAGGUGUGACGUCAUGGAAACGCGGGAGUUCCGUUUAUACCUUGAUUGAUUAUUUGCUGCGUGGUGUUCCAUGCAAGAUGAACAAAAACGUAGCAAAGGAAACGAGCAACAUCUUGCAUCAGUGGUGUCGGACUAGGUCCACACAGACCAGGAAAGGAGAUAGUGUUGGAAUACUAUAUGUUAGUCGUUAGUAUUUGUAUUGCUGUAAACAACAGCUCAUUUGGUAGUCGUGAACGGAGUAUGCCGGUAUAUUUUCCGAAUAUUGAUCCCAGUGAUUGAUCGGUUCAUCGCAGUAUACACAUCGAGUCGGAUGGUACAUCGGAACAUUGUCCUCGUGGAAAUUUCUUGUAUAAUGUUGCUACAGGUCGGACUUCCCGCCUGUGACUGCCCUCGGUACGUUGCAAUAGCUCGUGUGUGCUUUCUUUCCAGGAUAAGGUUGGGGGCUCGCCCCUGUGGCGCUCGCCCCCACCUGUGCAUUUUCUUUCCUUUCUUCCCUACAUCUGUCAAGGCCUUUGAUCUCUUCCAAGGUCCUUCGGGACUCUUGCGAGUCUCAAGACUCGUCCUUGUCUUCGCUUACCUAUCGGCCAACUAAGCGCCCUUGAAACCAUCUUCUCUGGUCUACAGACAAGCAUUUUAUUGUCACUACGUAAGUCUAUCUGCAACAA